AAACUCGUCUAUAUGGUUCAAGGAACUGCACAAAGCAGUAAGAAAACGGUAGUGAUUUUUUAUCCUUUAAUAUUGUAAGUCUAGAAGGUUGUCAAGGUAACAUCAGAACUACUGUAAGACGUUCAGAAUCUCUUCGGUGUUUAAAGGAGUGACAGGCACGUCCAAACUGGAGUUACUGUGCCGAAAGUAAAAGUUUGUCUUCAUUGGAGAAAUGGUUCUUCUUGUCAAGAUGGAAUAUGUAAAAAACUUGUUGUUUUCCUGUGUAUUACUGUUGUCAUUAGAACUUUCCCUAGCCUUUGGGGAUUGUGGUCCUGAGUUUGGAGGAAAAUGCUCAUGUCAAAAGGGAGAAUAUGAUGGAAAGAAUGAACAAUACAUUGUCAAUUGUACAGAUACUGGAUUCAACGAUACAUCGGUCCUCCAGCAUAUACCUCCUCAAACACAGGUUCUGAUAUUCAGUGGGAACAACAUCCCUGAGCUUCCAUGGAAUGUAUUUGGGACUUUUAACAAUUACAGUCAGCUUCGGGUAGUUGACAUGUCAAACAACAAGAUACGUGAAAUUCGAGGGAAAUCAUAUCACAGAGUUGGAAAUGUGCAGCGUCUUCUUCUAAACCACAAUGAUCUUUCAAUCUCUUCAGCUGAUGGCUCCAACCACCACCAUCCAAGAGUAUUUUCUAGUUUUAUCAAUCUCAUGGAAUUACAUCUUACAGAUGCUUUUGCUGAUAAUACCCCAGAUGAUCUAGCAACUGACUUACAUGAUAUCUUUGUAAAUAGCAAUCUUACGCAGCUGACUAAACUUCAUCUGGAGCAAAAUGAAAUUACACGUUUCCGAGACCCACAAGUCUUCUGUGAUCUCCCAAAGCUUAUGGAUCUACAUCUUGGAGAUAAUCUUUUGAGAAGUUUGAAUUUCAAUAUUACUUGUUUGAAGCAUCUUCGGUUUCUUGAUUUGGAAAGAAACAGGAUGUCUGGCUUUAGCACUGAAGAUUUAGACAUAUUAGACUCAUUCCCUGCACAAAAUAGGACCUUUGUCAUUGACUUAAGUGGCAAUCAUUUCAUUUGUGACUGUAAUAUUGCUGAUUUGUAUGCAUGGUUACAAAAAACACAUGUUCAGGUACGAAACAAGGAAAUGCUACGUUGCCACCGCGGUCUUCCUGAAAGUAACGGUGGAGAGCCAAUUAUGGAUCUGCGUCAAAUACAGUGUGCUCCAAAGAAAACAGUUGCAGCUGGAUCAGAUAUGCAACAUAAAGCAACAGCUAUUGUUCUUGGAGUUCUUACAGUCAUCUUAUUUGCCCUUCUAGCUGCAGUUAUAUACAUGAACAGAGUGCAAAUAAAAUAUCGUCUCACUCCAAUACUAGACACAGUUUCUCGUAAAGUACAGUAUACUACCAUUGGUAAACAAGAUGACCCAGAGAUGGAUGUUUAAGAAGAUGAAGAUGAUAAAAGAAAUUAAUUUUAUGAAAGACCAAUUAUGUUUUCGAGAGGUCAUGUUCAUGUGAUAUUUAAGAUAUUAACAUUUAAAUCUUACAUUGAAAGAUAUGAGAAGAAUAAUUGGUACUAUAGUUGAACGUGACCUUCAGUUGAGACUCUUGAUGAGUAGUUAAAACAGGUAUGGUAGGUGGUACAGUGCUGUUGAUUGUGUGGUUGAGACUUGAAAGAAUGUCAAAAUGUAAUGCAGCAAAUCAGAGUGGUCAUGGAUCCAAUCAAGUAUUCUUGAGUUAUUUUCUGAACCUGAAGUUGCAAAUGGCAAUAGUAGUGGAAUGUGUUUAGUAGGAGAACAUGUACUCAUUUCAGAAGUAGCAAUAAGUAAAACAUCUGUAAAAGUCAAAACAGGAAACUACUAGUGUGUAUGUGGGUGACUGAGGUGCUUAUUAUUUCUCAGUCUACUCAUAUAUUGUUUUGUUUGAACUGCUUAGGUUAGUGUGAUUCAUGGUCCGCUGCUGUGACACACAGUCGAUUGUUUAAUAAUAAACUUAAUAAUGCUGAGAUUCUGAUACAUGGGUAACAAAAUUUACAAAUUAUUCUGUAUGCACAAUGUUUGUAAGUAUAAGAAAAAACGUUUUUCUUAAUAUAACAUCUAAAUAAAAAUGGAGUUGUAUACAUGGAUUGAAAGGAGACAGAGAGUGAAGCAAGGAUAUAAGGAAUUCAUGUUUACCAGAUGCAAGACUGUAUACUAUCAAGAAGUUUUCAAGUACAGUUCUCAAGGAAAGUGGGAUUUAGAAGAUCACAACUCAAAUGGUUUGAACUGUUUAUAUAAUCUUGGAACAGGUCUGAUGAGCUUAAACCUUGAUGGAAGAAGAAAAUAAAGAGAGGUUGUUUUAUAAUCUAGAAACAAGGUAAAUUAAUUGAUAAUGUUAAUAGCUAAAAAUUAAUAUUCACUACCUACCAAUGCUAAGCAUGAGUCUGAACAUAGAUUUAUAGGCAUUCUUCAUUCGCUAUAAUGGAUUUUACUUGGGCUGGCAAGUUUUUGAAUAAUUAGGACCUGUUUGAGAUGUUGACUCAGAGACCUGCAUUGCUGCAGUUCUAAUUAAAUGGAUGAUUAAAUUUUGAAUACCUUGAGAUGGGUCAUGUCUCAUCAAUUUGUAAUUUUUAAGAUGCCUAUCAACAGUUAUCUUUUCCAUAAUAGUUCCAGAUAAUUUACAAUGUGCAUAUGAACUAGCCAGUAAAAUUAUUAAGUAUAA
Messenger RNA from Zootermopsis nevadensis, 2675 nucleotides. Its product is annotated as trophoblast glycoprotein. NCBI's taxonomy places the organism in Eukaryota, Metazoa, Arthropoda, Insecta, Blattodea, Termopsidae. Gene Ontology annotation, cellular component: membrane. The record is from RefSeq and is a predicted model, not a curated record. Gene Ontology annotation, molecular function: protein binding.